Messenger RNA from Ceratosolen solmsi marchali, 15038 nucleotides. RefSeq names its product BIR repeat containing ubiquitin-conjugating enzyme (gene Bruce). Gene Ontology annotation, biological process: negative regulation of apoptotic process; regulation of cytokinesis; apoptotic process. The record is from RefSeq and is a predicted model, not a curated record. The transcript has 50 exons. Gene Ontology annotation, molecular function: cysteine-type endopeptidase inhibitor activity; ubiquitin-protein transferase activity. Lineage: Eukaryota; Metazoa; Arthropoda; Insecta; Hymenoptera; Agaonidae. Gene Ontology annotation, cellular component: nucleus.
GCGCCAUGUUUCUCGUGAUGUUCUCCUCGCGUUGAGAAAGAGGAGAGCAAGAACAAAAAGAAGUGUGUGAAAGUAAGGAAAGCGUUUGUGGUUGAGAACGCUUGACGCUAGGUAGAAAUUUUAAGAUUAUAUAGAAUUUGGCGACCAGCACUGCGUGAAAAUAUUUCGCGCGGCGCAACAACUGCAGCAGCGACGACGACGACGACGGCCAGCACGACACGCUUAAAAUGGCCGAUGACGAUCCCUGGUUGCUUAAGGAGGAUGGCUUCCUAAAUGUUGGCGCCAAUUGUACUCAGAUCGUAUAUCAUCCGAAUCUUAAUGUUCUUCUUAUCACCACGACAAAUUCUCAAGUUUAUGUUUUUGAUGUCAAUUGUGGAGUUAUUCUACAAAAAUGUACUCUGUCCGGUAAAGCAGAAGGAAAACUACAAGGUGUUUACUUGGGUGAAGGAGUUGACAAAAUUUUGUAUACAGAUGGUAGAGGAAUUGGAGUUAGAGGCGAUUACAAUGGUGUCCUAUUACUGCAUACCAUUUUGCAAAUGCCUGUUUUCAGAAGUGAGGAUAUUAUAAAAUUAGAGAUGUUACUUACAGAUGCAAUUUUAUUGCAUCAUUGCUUAAGAUCGGUAGAACUUCCAGGAGUUGAUCAGGUACAAGAAGUGUUACAAGAACUGUCUACUAAUAUUGCUUUAGCAAAAACGUGUAAGAAGAAAGGAAUUAAAGCUCAAAAAUGGAAUACAGUGUGUUUGGAACUAUCACAUGGAGCAUUAAAACUUGUAUGUUCAAAUUUGGUGAUGGAUUUGAAAAAGCACAAUAAGCAUGUACCUGCAUUACCCAUAGCUUCUGCUAUAAGUGAACGACUCAACGGUCUACUUCCUGGUCUUGUAAUGGAUGGUGGAACUACUGACAAAGUUCCAAUGUUCAGUGAAGCAGCUCGCCGAGAUACUUUUUUCAAAUGGCCACACAUGAAUUAUAAGUGGGCAUUACCAGAUCAAAUGGCUCAAGCUGGUUUUUAUCAUAAUCCUAAUCCAUCGGGUGAGGAUCGUGCGAUGUGUUUCACCUGUAGUGUGUGUCUUGUUUGCUGGGAGCCUACGGAUGAGCCUUGGUCCGAACACGAGCGCCAUUCUCCAGCCUGCCCUUUUGUUAAGGGGGAGUAUACACAAAACGUUCCACUCUCGGUUACUUUAGCUACGGCACCAGCGCAAGCUGUCGGUGAAUCGGUUGACGUUAUAGGCACAACAAACAUUGCAGGCCUCGUUGCCACAGCUUCAUUUGGUGGUUACAUAAAUGUUUGGAACGUGCACAACCAAUUGAAGAGAGAAGUGUCCUUUUAUUUAAAUCCACGUGAUGUAGAAACAAAUAAUAAGGAUUCCUUCGAAUUUAUUGCUUCAAAAACAACUUCUUUAUCAUCGUCAUUCCUUCCAAACCUUGUUACGGAAACAGAAACACUUGCUGAUACCUACAAAUCCUCCUCCAGUUUGCAUAAUUUUAACAAUCGACUUCAGCUGACAGCUUUAGCUCUUGUUGAUGGUCCAAGGACUCAAAAUGAGAAUAAAAGUACAAACUCUAACAGCUCAAUAACAUCAUUGAAAAAUUCAGGAACAAUCACAUCAAUCAAGCCAUGUCUUGUUUCCGGCGUAUCCCUUAGUUCAAAUAGCGUUGGCGGGAUGAGUGGUGGUUCUAGCUCAACAUCUACUCAGCAACAUUUAAGAACAUUCGAAAAUGUUUGGGCAGCCUCAUCAGAUCUAGCUUCAUCCUCUUCCUUGGUACGUGCGAUGAAUAGCGUGAAUAGUGCUGCAAGCAGUAAUAGCCUUGAUAUAAUGAAGGUAGGCACAAGUGGUGAUGCAUAUAAUCCAACUAUGUUACACUAUCUGGUGCUUUGUGAUUUUCACCAUAAAACGACACAGUUACAACCUGUCAAAAAAGAUGAUUCGAAAGUCGGUACUAAAAGCAAAAAACAACUCUCUGGAACUGGAACAAGCGCUAGCUCGAAUGGAAUAAGGCAGGAAAAUCUUCAUCAAGAUAUACUGUUGAGUAAAUUUCUACUUGAGGAAAUAAAUGAGGAUGUAGAUUUAGAAAUGGUUGGAAGUACACACUUUAAUAGCUUGUAUGGAGCUUCACAUACUGUUUUAGCAACGCCCACCGCCAACGGAAUUUUAUACGGAAUGCCAGUUAAUAGCUCUAUUCCAACCUCGAGUUCUUUUGAUGCAAACUCAAAUCCAAUUAGUCCUUAUGUGCCAGAACAGUUUGCAUCAACAUCUAAAAUAACGCACUUGCGAAAGACUUUGGAUACCAUCAAGACAACCAAGGCGAUACCUAUCGUCAUACAAACUAUUCGUAUCGAAGCGCAUCAUUCUCUUAGAAUCAAUAAUGUAUUACCUACAAAAGACAGUAAACAUUUAUUUGUUACAUUAUGCCCCCAUGUUGAUGACAGUCCAGCAGAUUCUUUUUCCAAUACUAAUAAGAUGGAUGUUGACGAUGAAACCUUGUCCAAGAGCUUCAUGUAUUGGGACCAUAAUGAUAUACAGUCAAAGACACUGACUAAUGGUGAAAUACAGAACAAGGCAGAGACAAAUACAAAUGUAAUUUUGCUCGUUUAUGCCUUGGAUUUUACGGACAAUGCGGUUAGAUUAAGGACGGAACCCAUUCUCAGGCGGGAACUACCACCGGAUCAGGCACCCAACGAGUGUGUACUGCUACCAAUGCUUGAGAAAAAUCGACUAUCGUCAAACUCGUCAGACAGUAUGCAUUUUUCGGACAGUACAUCUGAAAGCUCAAACAUUCAAGAACCACGUGGACAAGUGGCCUUAGUUUGUAGAGAUGGUGCAGUACGAUUAUUAGAUUUGAGCAAUCUAAGGACCGUUACCGAAGCGAAACUCGAUGGACAAAAAUUUAUCUCAGCUGCUUAUUGUACCAGAUUGGAACGGUUAUGUGCAUGUACUAGUAAUGGAGUACUUCAUUUCUUCAGUAUGUCUAUAGAAGAUGAUUCUACCGAGGAAAAAGAUGUCGAAGAUUUGCAUAUGAUUACUGAUACAAACAUUAGUGAAGAAAAUGAAUUAACUGCUCCUAGCACUUCGACUUCAUCUCCUAUUAAUUAUGAACACAUUUUAGCGUACAGACAAAAUUUAACUUAUUCGGAUCUUCGAACAUUGUACGAUUUAACACGAUUCGAUCGGCAAUCUCCAGCUUAUGGAGCUACAGUCCCAUCCUGCUGGAGUGAAAUGAUGCAAGCUCAGCGUCAACGUCGUCAUCCACAACAUCUUCAUCAAUCCGAAACUCAACAUCAUACGCGGACUUGGCGUCUUCAAACUGAUGCGUCCACUUGGGAUGAACACAUUUUUGAACUAACCUUACCUCGAAAUGCUGCUGGUAACGUUGGGCAUGUUGAUGUUCGAUUCAGUUUACAUUUUCCAUGUCUACAACUACCGAUGAUACAGGUUACACUUUUGAAACAGAACAUGACUGGUAUUGGAAGUAAAUCUCUUUUGAUCCCUGUGGAUGAAAAAAUAGACUUUAGAAUUGGUCGUGAACAGAAAACUGAUAAUCCUAUUAUUACCGAAGCAUAUCAAAAGCAUCAUAAUACAGAGAUCUUAUGCGGCCCAGUUAAUUUACAGCGAUGCAUGGAUUUGUCUGAUCAUUCAGGCUGUGUAACACUUACCAGUCCUAAGCUAUUUCGAACUAAAGCUAAAACACUUCUGGUUCAUAUUAAAGCUUUAACUGAUCCAGUAAAGGAAGGGGCAUCAUCAAAAUCAAGAUCUAGUUUAUUAGAAUGGAAACCACCAACUUCAAAAAAAUUAAGGAUAGAUGAAGCUGGUCCGCUUCCCCCUGGUGCUACGGUAGAAAGAUUUGCUGCAAAUGCAACUAAAAAAUUAGAUUGUUAUAAAUGUUGUGAUUGGAUUCAUGAAAUUUCCAUUACUGUAAGAUCUGUACAUCCCACAAAUAUUCCAAAAGCAAAAUUACAAAGGUGUGCAAUGUUGGAGUCUAAAACUUUUAUUGAUAAUUUACUAAAAGUGGCUUGUUUAGAAACAGCAGAUAAAUCACCAGUUGUUCAAACACUAGCUUUGGAUAUUUUAAUAUGGGCUGCUGCAAUAAGAUUAACAAGAUUACGUACUGGAGUUAGUAUAACAAAAACAAAAAUGAUGCAGUUGGAAACUGUUCAUUGUGUACGGGAGAGAUUACCUUGUUUAUUACGAACUUGUUUACUUCAUGCCGGACGAAGUAUAGCGCACAAAUGUGUUAAGCUAAUUGUGAUUUGUAGCGAGGGUCUUCAUAAUUUGGAAGAUCCAGCGCCUCAUGCUUUCGAAGAAGCCGUACUAUCUGUUUUAGUUACUUUAUUACCAUAUAUAGUGAGCGUACAAUGGGCUGGUUCUUUGCGAUGGAUUGCUGUAUUAAUAACAAGAUUGUUGCCAUUAGAUCGAAAUCAUAGUGUAGCUCAACAAUGUAUUAAUCUUAUUCAAAAAAUAUCAGCGGAAAUGUCGAAACGAGUUAAUCCUUAUCAUUUAUUGCUUGCUACAAGAUUUGGAUUAUAUAAUUCACCAUUUGAAACUGAAUUAUUUGAUAUGGAACCACCUGUAUCUCCAAAAUCAAGUUCUGUACCAGUAACUAAUACGUAUUCCUCAAUAGCAACUGGUGAACAAUCUAGUACAUCUGUAACAUCUACAAUGUCAUCAUAUACUCAAGAUGCAAUUGAUCUAAGAGAUCUUUUAUCUUUACCUUCCCAUUCUGCUGGCGAUCUUAUUGUUCCAAGCAAAUUAAAAGCACUUUGUGCUAAUCAUUGUACAAAAAGUCUUUUAGAGGUGGAACCUUUACACUUUACUUGUCUUGCUGCUUCUGAUGGUACAAAAAUGGAGAAAAUUGAUCCAAGUAUCAACACUGUGACACUUGGAAGUACACUUUAUGAACCAGUAAUACCUACUACAAAUGUAGCAUCGGAUUCGAAAAUAAUCCAGCCAGCCUAUAAAGACGAUAUAGCUUUUCCAUGGGGAAGAUUACUUUGUUGGCCACCACAGCAGGCAUUGGUUGUUGAAAGAAUGCACUCUGGAGCAAGGAGAUUUGUUAUCUUAGAUUUUGGAGCACCAGUUCUACUUACUGAUCUAAUGAUACCUGUCUGUAGUGAUUUGGUUUCUCUUUCAAUUGACAUUUGGACUAAAAGUGAAGAGGCUGAUGGUAUUCGCCUUGUUGUGGCUGGUGAUAUAGGCAAUAAACCCUUAGUUGUUAGUGAUCUACAGCCCCCUCCUGUUUGCAGAUAUGUAAAGAUAACCACUAUCGGUCGUUAUGGUAUGUCAACAACACGAUGCAAAAUUCCUUUAGGAAUGUUUUAUGGGCAUAUGGUUAUUUUACCCGGUGAAGAUUAUUCAGAAUAUAAUCCUACGGAAACAAAUGCCAAUAACAUUUCUGAUCCAUUAUUACAAAGUACCAUUGAAUCUCAAUGUAAUAUUUUAUCAGCCCUUGCCGAAGAUGUACAAUGCAGGUUUACUUUAGCAACAGAAAGAUUAAAAAAUUAUCUUGAUCCUUUGUUAUGUACAGAGACUCCCAAUGUAAUACAUAUGCAACAUUAUUUAAGUCACGCUAAAAAUUCAAGCGACAAUAAAGAACAACCUUCAGCAAAGAUUCUAUCAACAUAUCAUGAAUGUAUAAUGUAUCAACAUCAAUUAAAUAUUAUUCGUGGAGUAUGGCAACGACUAGAAUCAUGGAUAAAUUCAGAAAAUGCUCCUUUAACUACAUUAGCUAGUGCUUCUAGUGAUAAGCUUCGUAUUCUUGGAGAAACUCUUUUAGAUAUAUUACUUUAUAUUGUUUAUGAAAUCGGUCCUGUACCUCCUGUGCCAAUCAGUUUGUAUGAAGUUUUUACACCAUUAGUAUGUGAAAAAUUAUUUAAUUCUAUUUGCGUAAUGACACCAGCACCACAUUUACAGCUUUAUGCUGUAGCACUUUUAGCUAGAAUGGCUGGACAUCAGUCUUGGUGGGGUAAUUUUCUUGCUAACACAUUAGUGAAUCUUUAUUCUGCAUCGUCAACGCACAUAUUUCCUCAGGACAGAGUAUUUAUUUUAUUAACAUUCCUUGGACGUAAAUCACUGAUUGCUGCAGCUAAUAAAUCAUCCGUAGUAGAUGCUAUGGUUCGCACUCUUGGUGGACUAUUGUUGCCUAUUUCAACAGGUCAAAUAGAUAAUUCAAGUAGAUUGGACACAACUUUGAUUGGUUGGGUCCUACUUUUCUUAUCUGUAUGCUUAGAUACAACAGCUGUCCAUCCUACUUCUCUUGAAGAAAAUCAUGAUAAAAAUAAAGAACAAGGUUAUUCAUCGCGUUGGGAAUUCAUUCAAGGGGAAUUAGCUAUGCAAAGAAAAUUUGUUAGCUCCAGUCGAUCUUCAGCAUCACGAAAUUAUCGCAAGAAGUUACAAAAGCGUCUUAUGCAUCACAAACAGCAAGUACAAGAUCUAGAGCAAUCGAAAAAAUCUUUUCACUCAUCUUCACAGGCUACUACUUUUUCUACUAAAUUGGAAGCAGCAUUAAAAUGUCAAGAACGUCUUUAUAAGAAAACAUUGAAGCAACAUUCUGCUAAACAUUUUAAAGACUUAUUUGGUAUUCGAAGAAACGCAUCGCAACAUUCUCGAUCUCAAUCUCAACCAAGUACUAGGUAAAAUUAUUAAACAAUAUCAAUUGAUUUUUCAUCUAAUUUAUUACAUCAAUAUGUUCUACCAGUAGCUCGUGGACUUGUGAUUUUAUUAUUAAAUAAUCCUUCUAAUGUUGAUAUGUUUUUGUUAGCAUGUAAAGUAGUAGCUAGACUAGUAGUAUCUACUAGACCUGCGAUUAGUUUGGGUGAGCUUAUGACUGAGGAUCAACUUUUAAAAUUAGUUAGAUUAGCUACUGGAACAUCUGAUACUGCUUGGUCAUCGCAUGCAGUCUCUUGUCUUUUGCAAGACUUAUUAGAAGGAGAAAAAUUAUAUCCAAGACAUCCUGUAACAAAUGAAUUGAAUAUAUCUGAGGAAAAUUUUGAAGCUUUGCCAUCUGAAGAAACUAGGGUUGCAGACGAUGAUUCAGUAGCCGUUGCUGGAACGAGUUCCUCCAACACUUUUGGGAAUGAUGAAGGUUUUGCUGAUGGUGACGAAGACACACAAGACAGUAUUAUUGUAACACCAACUAAUGCAACUACAUCAAAAACUAGUGGAUUCAAUCUUCCUUCUUUAUUUGAGUCAGAUGAUAGUGAAUUUGAAGAUUUCUUAGACAAUAUUCUUGAACGCGGUAAAACUAUUUUAAAGAAAGGAAGUGCUAUAUCAAAAUAUCCCACUGUUACUAGCUCAGGUAUUUCACAAGCUAUUGAUGCAAGAUUAGAAUAUGGCGUUGAAACGGGUAUAGAAAUUGCGCUUAGAAGACUUUCUGUUCUUGGCACAUAUAAUUUACCUCUUGGUAUAAAUGCUACAAUUAAUCCAUCAGUUGAUUCCUGCCGUCAUACGCAAACUUCUGUGUCUAGGCAGUCUAAUUAUUCUGAUAGAAGCCAAGAGACAGGAAAUUCAGCAGAUCCACCACCAUCGAGUUUAUUUAUGUUAACUAGAUGCUUUGAUAAGAUUUUUACAGAGUUAUACAUUCAAAGGAUGGGUACAAAUUUAGAGUUAGUCUUACAAUUAUGGUUAACACUGAAUCUUGACAUCACAUCAGAAUCAAAUUCUUCUCAUUUUGAUCCUUCUUUAACUCCGGUAAUUUCUCUAAGCUCUACAGCAAUAGCUGGAUUGAUUUCUGCAUUUUCAUGGCAUCCAGGAGUGUCUUUGCGAGCUUGGUGUUAUGCCUUGCAAUGCUUAACACUGGCUAGUAAUCAACCACUGCAAGCCGAACAAGUUGACACUGCCAGUUGUAGUACUCCAUUAGAUGGGCUAUUAGGAGGAAUGGCUGGAUGCAUUAUUAAGGAACGAAAUAUGGGUGCUAUGCUUCUUCGUUUACUUUCUGGAAAUGGAUUAAAUGUUGACACUGCUAAUAAGCACUUUGGAAUGGCAGGUCCAACACUAUGCCAAACCUUGCAAGAUUUUCUCGUAAGACUUGAAAUGCGCUGUGAUGUUAUUACACCUGGUAGUGCAUUGGGAAAUUCGUUGAAGGAAUUAUUACUGUGGGUUGUAUACCAAUUAGUGCAACCUGGUGGAGCGCUAGUUGCCCGGCGAGGUCCCUUGGAUGCACAAUGUAAACUAAUUACUUCAUUACUAAAUUUGAAUUUUACAAAUACCGACUUGGGAACUGCAAUGAGUAUUUCCGAAUGUGUGGGAGAACUAGUCUCUACUUAUGUCAGAGGAGCUGGAGUUGGAGCUCAGUGUGGCGGAACAACUGAUGCUAAUAGUCAAUCAGGAGGAUUUGGUGGACUUUAUGCGUGUGUUCUUGGUGGAGAUGCGAGACAAGGUCGACCUGCUUCUUGGGAUGCUUUAGUAGUUGCUCUUAUUAAACUAGUUUGCAGACUUGUACAAACUCCAUUACCAAAUGUUCGAACUGGACGAUCCGAUAGUACAACAGAAAUGGAACUUGGAGAAUCUUCACAUAGUUCAAGCUCCAGUCAAAUGGACAGUCAAGAAAACAUGAAUACUUCACAAACUGAUGAAAGUAAAGUUGCAGAACAGCAAACACGAACACACCAAUCUUCAAAACCUCGAAUACCUUGUGUUGCAGAUACUGUUUUGCAACAUGAACCCACUAUGAUGCGACUAUUAGGGGCACUUGGCCACAGCUCUGGAUCUUCAUUGGCUAUGCUUUUAGGAGAGGGAUCCAGUACAAACGCAACUACUGAAUUAACUGCACCACCAUCUAUACCUGAUGCUACUUUUCAAUUGCUAUGUACAUUAACAAAGAAAGCAAGCAACCCAACACUUGUAUUAAAUCCUGUUUAUCGAUAUCUUGCUUCGUCAUGCAGACAAGGAGUAUCUGAUAGACAUAUGGAUGUUAUGCAACUCUCGGAGCCACUUUUAUGGUUUAUUCUUCGAGUUCUUGAUAAUGAAACUUCAUUAUCCGUUUUUACGACUAUGGGUGGUGUAAGAGUUUUAUGUGAAAAUCUUGUGAAAUCUAGUAAAAAUUAUAAUGGAAAUGGUUCUAAUUCUCCCGGAGUGAUCGCACUGGUUAUGCAACACCUAUCGAAUGCAACGAGUUUAACACCUGUUGUAUCAAGUAGUAGCAGUAGUAAAAAAUCAACAAAUACAUUAGAGUCUUUUGAAGAUGGAUUGUUAAAUUUUGCACCUCUUGGAACUGUUUCCUGGCUACAUCCAACAGCACAGCCGGCUGAUGUGCUUAUUCAAAGUGUUACACCUCAUAAGAGAGCAAGAACUGCUGCUUGGUCCUAUCAUUUUUAUCCGGAUGAAGCUUGGGUUGAUCUCACUAUUAUGUUACCAUGUGCUAUUUUAUUAAAAGAAGUAGAACUACAACCACAUUUAACAUCUUUGUCAACGUGUCCAUCAGCCGUGGCUCUAGAAAUUUCUCGAGAAGGAAAUACUGCCUUGACUCCUAUUUGUCCACCAAUGCCAACAGCUGGUCUCACGUUCAUACGUUUAACAUUGUCACAACCCGAAGUUGCAAGCGCUGUUCUAGUUAGGUUGUACAAACCACGAGAUUCAACUAACAUAAGCCUUAGUCAUAUUCGUUUACUUGGUACAACUGCUUUUGGUGAUCCCAAAUCAAAUCACGAUAUUAUUGAUGAGGAACAGCUUACGAAAACAAGUUUGGGAUGGUUACGACUAGUACAUCAAUGCUUGUCUGUCAGUACAAUAAAUAGUAAUCUUGCCGUUGAAGUCUUAAAUUCAGCUGCUUCAGUUGAAGGUUUAGUUGAAUCGUGUUGUAAUUUAUUGCUACUUCCUGCUCCAUCACUUUUUACACCAAAUUUAGAAAGAGUUCUUCUCCAACUUGGUCUACAUUCCUCUGAACUUGGACUUCGCUUAAUUACCCUUUUACUCAACAAUAGAAGUGCAGCUGUUUUACAAAAUUCUGUUUUGAGUCAAGAAACUACAACUGUUCAAAUGGUUGUUGAAUUAUUAGAGCAACUUUGUUCAGCACAAGAUUCUAAUAUCAAAGCACGUAUGAGUGCUGUUUUGAAUUGGCUAUAUACAGUUGCAAAAUCAUCUGUACUUGAUAUUACAGAUAAUAAUUUAUUUACUGCUUCAAACAUAUCUCCGCCAGCUGUUUAUGUUCACUGUAUUUCAACAAUCAUUUGGAAAGCAGCUAACCUUAAUGAUCUUAACUAUGAUUUAAAAGAACUUCUUACUGAAGAUUUAUUUGAUGCACUAUAUUCUUGGACUUUAGUAUUAAAAACUCACUCUGCUUUAAAACAAGCUAUUGAUUCAGUUUUAUGUGCCUUUUGUCGCGUUAAAUCAACAUUCUUUCAAUCUCUAUUGCAAAAGGUACAGAUCUUUGUGCCAAACUUGUUAAAUGAUCAAUUGAGUAUUUCAAUAUCUGAUGAUCGAAAAGAAAGUGAAGGUCAAACGGACGAUGGUAAAAGUGUCGCUGAUCUUAAUGAUUGGUAUACACGUCUUGUUCAAUCAGAAUUUAAGCACUUAUCACUGACAGAAGGUCAACUACUCUCAAUAGCAGCUGCAGCACGAUCUACUCCUGGAAUAUGUCAGUUAAUUGAUUCGGGAUUACCAACUUUAUUAACCGUUUGUAUAAUGGAAUUCACGUCUCCGAAUGAAGCAGAAGCUACUGAAUGUAUUAAUAAGGAUGCAGGAAGUAGUAAUGGAUUGACAGAUAGUGAUAAAGCUGGUGAAAAUACUACACAAGAGAAUAAAAUAGAUAGAUUAAAUAUGACAGAACCUGAAAGUGUAGCUGUUGUACUAGAAUUCUUAUCAUUAGUUUGUUCUGAAGGUAAAAUGAGAGAUUGGCUUGGUAAAGAUGGAUGCGGAUUUUGGUUACCUCUACUUACAUUAUUAAGUGAUAGACCUAUUGAGAAUUCAUCAGCAUCUUCAUUAAGAUGUUCAAAAAUAAGUAUAUCUUAUGGAAAAUUGGAAAGUGCUAUGAUAAAGUUCUUGUCUAAAUGCUGUUGGUGUCAUCCAGCUAAUCAAGAAUUAUUGGCUGAGCUCUUAAAAGAAGUUAUUAUAUCACAAAAACCACCUACAGGUUCAAAAGGUUUACACGGAAUUUCAGGGUUCACAAGAAGACUCAUUUUACAGCUUUUGUUAGAAGGUGAAAAGAUUUUGGUAUCAGUUACGUCUGAAGCACCCAUGAAACUGUCGACUGUAGGUAGCAGUAACCUACCAGUAAUGCCUCCACAUCCAGCAUUUCCACUUGGUCAUUAUCAUCAUUUACUUUACAUGUCAACUCAAUCAACGGUAACAGAUAUUUUACAGCAAGUAUCAGGUCCUUGGUUGAAUUUGCUACUCGCCAAUAAAGGAAACGAAAUAGGUACAAACAGUUUGCGUAAUCGAGAGCUCUGGGAAUCUGGUAUGAAUAUCGUUAUGGAUACUCUUAGUGUGGCUGCAGGCAAUACCGCCAAGGAUAAGCGAGCUAAGGAAGCUUCUAAUCGAUCACAGGCGAGAGGCCCUAUUAUACGAAAAAUUCGCCUUAGUACAGAUGGAUCAGUAUUGUCAACUAAGAAUUCUAAUAAUUCUCAAGGGAAUGCAAAUAGUACAGCUAGCCAAAACUAUUUAAUUCUCUCUUCACGGCCUAAUACUCCCUUACCACCUGAUGUAACUGUAGCUCAACUUCUCUGCUUCGUCGAAGAUAGUGGAACUUCAUUAUCAGAACCUUGUUUGUACCUAACCUUGCGUCAACGAAAUAAAGAUUCCAAAGAAGAUCUAUCUAUCUCCAAUGAUUCGGAUCUAUUAACCUAUUGGACUAGUAUAGAUAGUACUUUAGAAGUUUUUAGUUCAAAAGGAGGACUAGCUGUUCUUGCAAAGCAUUUGCCAUUAAUAUAUCCUGAUUCUAGUAGACCAGCACCUCUAUUUGAGAAAUCUCCAACGCAGGAUCAAUCUGAUACUGACUGGGUGAAAGUCGAGCAUAACGACAAUGUUAAUGAAGAUCUUGAUGAAGGAUCAAAUAAUGGACCAUCAAGAACCAUUCCACCAACACCACAAAUACCCCUGCAUUCUUUGGCUGCUUUUGGCCUAUUCCUACGACUUCCUGGCUAUUCGGAGGUCUUGCUUAAAGAUCAUAAGCGAGCUCAAUGCUUAUUAAGACUAGCGCUUGGUGUAACCGAUGAUGGCGAGGGCGGUGACGUUCUUAGUUCACCUUUGUCAGCUACCCUGCCCACAUUACCGUUCCAAGUCUUAAAACGACUUCUAGAGGAUACACCGCCGACGACAGAUGACGGCCUCUUACUACGUCGUACUUCUAUCGAAGUCGGUGCUGUUUUACUAUUGCUUAAUUGUCUUGCUAUAUUCACGCAUCAAACUGGACAUAACGAAGGCACUGAACAACGCUUAAGUCAAUCAGGUGGUCGAAGCGAUGAUAAAUCGCACCUUUAUUGGGCAAAGGGAACAGGCUUUGGCACUGGUUCUACCCAACAAUCUUGGAAUGUUGAGCAGGCAUUGAUGAGGCAACGAUCAGAAGAAGAGCACGUGACUGUUCUUAUCCAAGUUCUUGCAAGCUAUAUCGGUACGGGUAAUCAACCUCAAAAGGAGCUACCAUCACUUUUUACGGAAUUGCUCUCUCGCUCGUGUUUGCUACCUGCCCUUUCCUCUUAUUUACGCAAUGAUUCUGUUUUGGAUAUGGCCCGUCAUAUACCAUUAUACCGGGCGGUUCUGCAGCUGCUUCGGGCUAUGGCAAAUUCGAAUCAGUUGGCGCCAUUGUUAUUACCAAGAAGCGAUAAAUCAGGAGAUCCCUCUAUUGUUGCAUUACUCUCAAGCAUGAGGGUAUGCGUUGAUACGUACGUGCAUAAAAUUAAUCGAACCAAGAACAGUAAGUCUAAAUCAUCCUCAAAAUAUCCAGAAGAAACUGAGCAAGAUGAAGGGUUAGCAACACUUAUCCCAGAUAUUCAAGAAAGCGCAUCGAUUGUACAAAAUACAACGGCAAGAUUAAUUGAGACAAGCGAAGAGAUUGCAGGACCUAGUCCCGCAGGACCGGAAAUACCAUUGCGCUCGAUAGAACAACGAUAUUUGGAAGUUAUGAAGAAUCUUCAAUUUGAUACAUACGAGAUGAUAAUCGAAAAUCCAGAAGGCGGAUUUAAAUUCGCUGUUUCUUAUCACUUUGAAUCGAAUAUGCGAGCGGCUGGUGAACGAAAUCAUCCAACUCGCGUUAAAAGACUCGCCCAGGAGGCUGUUACUUUAUCUACAGCAUUACCUCUCUCUUACAGCAGUAGUGUUUUUGUACGAUGUGAUACGGAUCGUCUGGACGUGAUGAAGGUUCUUAUAACUGGUCCAGCAGAGACUCCAUACGCAAAUGGAUGCUUCGAAUUCGACGUUUAUUUUCCUCUGGACUAUCCUAAUAGUCCAAUGAUGAUCAAUUUAGAGACUACGGGUAGGCGCUCGGUGCGCUUCAACCCGAAUUUAUAUAACGAUGGUAAAGUUUGUCUCAGUGUACUCAAUACAUGGCAUGGAAGACCCGAGGAAAAAUGGAACGCUCAUACCAGUAGCUUUCUUCAGGUGUUAGUAUCUAUUCAAUCGUUAAUCCUGGUGUCAGAACCGUAUUUUAACGAACCCGGUUAUGAACGUUCGCGUGGAACGUCGAGUGGAGCUCAGUCUAGUCAAGAAUACAACGCCAAUGUGUGCCAAGCUACGGCAAAGUGGGCUAUACUUGAUCAGAUUCGAAAUCCAUGCCCAUGUUUUAAAGAAGUAAUACAUACUCAUUUCUGGCUUAAAAGGCAUGAAAUAGUCGCUCAGAUAGAAGGAUGGAUUAGAGACAUGGAAAUGCAUGCGGCAGAUCGACGAUCCGCUAGAACUAUAUCAUUGAGCGCUUUGGCUUUGAGAAGACACUAUAAACUAUUAAGAGAAGAGUUGAAUAAAUUGCCAACGCCAGAGGGCCUGGAGGAUUUUACUGAGCCAUUGCGUUCACCGAGCGCAUCUUUGGAAAUAUGUACCCUCGGAACUCCAAAUACAUCGCAAACGUCAACGCUUACGACAACCUAUACAAGUCCUACGUUAGCAAGCAAUAACGCCGUGGAAACGAGUAAUCACGUUCAUCAUGACAUCGAUACGGAUGUGGAAAUGGAAAAAAUGGUCUCGAAAGUGUGCGAAUGAGGAGGGUUAAUUUCAAACAAAUUGUUGGACAUUUUUGAAAGUUUAUUGUUAGUGUUAUUGUGAAUAAUAAAAUGGUGUUGAUAUUGGUGUGAAUAAGAAGUGCAUUAAAAGAAAAUAAGAAACUGACUUAUAUCAAAUUAGAGAAGUAUAAUCAUCCUUUAAUUACAUGGAAGUGGAUAAUAGUGAAACAGAUGAGAUGUAUCAUUGAAUGCAGUAUUUCUAAGCAAUCUUCUUUAUUGUGGGAAAAGGGAAUAUUUUCAACAAACCUACGCUCAAAUAUAGUGAUGUGUUAGUGUAAAGAUACGCAUUACGAAAAAUAAAAAAGGGAUAACUAAUUAAUUUUUAAAAAGAAAUGUUAACAAAAUUCGUUUGUAGUGCGCGCGUAAUGAGGCUGCUAUAAUAUAUGUGCACUACGUUCGUUAUACUACUAUGUGUAAUGAAAUAGAAAUAACGACGUAAUCUUAUAGCUAUUUAUUACAGAUGUACCUCAUUUGUAAAGCCGAUCGAAAUGAUUUCGGCAUGCGAUACGAGUACAGGAUUUCAAGUGAAUUAUUACUUUCUUAACUAAUUAUAUAGGUGUCUUUGUAAUGUAUUCGACUAAUCAUCAUAUUGGUCGAUUAUUGUACAGUAAAACUGCAAAGAUCCAAAUUGGUCGCGCUACAUUUUGAGUUUAAUUUUCGUAUUACUCAAUUUCUUUGUUGAAAAUAUCCAAAUGGGAACAUUUUAUUAAGAAAAUGUCCACAAACGAUUUUUAUCGUCCCAAGAAUAGACGUGAGUGAAUUAAAACUCGAUAAUAUUUUAAGUCGGCAUUGUUAGGGAUGAAGAAAAAAAUGGAUAGAUUUUAUUCGAACUGUGUGUUUACUUCUAGAGCCUUGAAAAAGUUCAAUAAUUCGAGGAAUCCAUUACGCAAAUUUUUCUUUU